CCCUCAAGUACACAAAACCCCCCUCACAACAAUAUGGCUGCCUCUGUAGACGCAGAGCUUGCUGUCGCCAUUUCUGAGCCCCGUCCCUAUAUACGGAACCCGAAGUCAUGGGUAUUUAACGACCCAGACGCGGUAACCAUGAAAGGGUGGGGAGAGGCACCGGUUAAAUACACCAAGGACGACUGCGUGGCAGCCAUGCGCGGCGAGAGGGCUCCUUCCGAGCAAGUCGACCAGUUGCCCGACGUCAUGCGGUGCAGCGUUCUCAGAGGCAUCCGCCAUCACCACGGCUUCGCCACCGAGCUUCGCACCAUGUCCUGCGGCCCAGAGCACAUACGAGCCCUCAAUGCGCGGGCCAUCAUGAGCAACGAGAUUCCCGAUAUAGACAAACCGGAACACAUUCCUUACUGCAUCUGGUACCCUGAUGUCGCCACCGAGGAUACCUACCGCGCCCUAGUAAGACGGUAUCCCCAGAUGCGCUACCACGUCGGUCGCGCCACCGCCGUGGCCGGCUACGUCGACCUAUACCGAGAACUCGAUCUCCUCCCAGACCUCGCGAUUGCCGAGGAGGCGCGGGAUAAUGCGGGCAACAGCGGUAGCCGGGAGAUCUUCGACUUGAUCGUGAGCCAGCCUGCCAGGUGGCGGGUCAUGGACGACUAUGCCAGGUGUGUGGCGCUGGAAACCCCGCUGCUUGCGAAGCAUGGUCUGAAUGGCGAUACUGCGGUGCGGUCUCUGCUGGGGCUGAGGCGCAGGUACGAUGGGCGGAGCCACAAUACUUCUGACAUACGGGGGUCGCAUGGGGAAUUUCGCCCAGAUGACUCAGACCACGAGGAACUCGCGCGUCGGUAUUUCAACAUUACUGAGGACUGGAGCAUUGAUGAGUUCAGUUCGGUGCGCAAUGCUUCAUGUAGCUGUGGUAAGCAUGACCGGGAAACCCCCCUGCCUGACAACAGCGAUAUGCUGGCGCUCUUGUGGAACCCGCUGCCGACAGACCUCCCCGCCGGCGACAAAGACGUCCUCAUCCUAAUGGCCGCAUAUUAUGGAGACAUUGACAGAUACGAGCGUCUGAGGCGACCGAUGCUUGUGUCGCAGGUGGAGGAGUUGUGUGUCAGGCGUGGUAUUUACCACAACACCAUGUUCGCAAAAUGGUGGUCUCUCCAACCCGAUAGCGACCACUAUCGCUAUCAAUGUGCUAUCAAUGCGCGCGCCAUCAUGAACAACGACCUAUCCCGCAUCACCGACCAAACCUCGGAAUACGACCUGCCCUACCAGAUCUGGUGGCCCCUCAGAGCUCACCCCGAAACAUAUAUCGAACUAGCCCGCCGAAAACCAUCAAUGAAGCCGGCCGUAGCGCGGGCCUUGAUCGUCGCUGACUACCAGGAAGCCUGGGACGGAUUUGACUUCGAACCACACGGCGAGCUGGUCGUCGAGGCCAAGGCGAGCCCCAACCCGCACUACCUCGCGGACCUGGAAAGGCGAUGCACGGAAUCAGGGCUUGAUUUCGAGAGACUGGAGAUCGUAAGCCAGUGGUCUCAGAGGGAGUUUGCCAUCAAUAGCUACGUCGAUGACACGACCACGUUUCUACGCUCGUCUAUCUCUGUGGCCGAUUUCGACUGGCUCGAGCAGGGACCCGCACCCUACAACAGCGAGAGGGUUAACAUGAGCGAAGCGGAGCUGUUCGCCAUUGUUCCGGAUGAGAUGCGGCCGCCGGAGGGGUUUGAAGCUGUCAUUCUUGGGACGCUUUACUACGAGUAUGGGCACAAGCCACCUGCUGAAGAUGCGGAAUCGGAGGCAUAUAUUCCUCGGGAUCCGACCUGGAGGAGAAUUGGGAGAGGCGGAAGCAGGGGAGGAAGGGGCGGGGGGAACGGCAUCCCGUGGGGGAAUGGCCGAUGGGCAACGCGCGGACGAUAAGAGAUUCGUCCGUUCCUUAUCCCAUAUGGCAAAACCAUACUUGCGGUAAUUAUGGGUCAAAUAUUGCUCCCUCCAGGGGCGACAUCCAGUGUGUCGCGGCCUGAACGUGAAAUACCCAGGAUAAGCCAAGCCAGUUAAGGCCGCACUGUCCUCGCUCCAUCUCGUCGUCCCCAGUGUGUGCAAAGAGUGGCUCCGAAGAACAACUAAAGUCAAAACUGCUGUUUCCAG
Phialemonium atrogriseum is the source of this 2136-nucleotide messenger RNA. RefSeq lists its product as uncharacterized. The coding region runs from base 34 to 1908 and encodes 624 amino acids. The record is from RefSeq and is a predicted model, not a curated record. Lineage: Eukaryota; Fungi; Ascomycota; Sordariomycetes; Cephalothecales; Cephalothecaceae. The transcript has a single exon.